Aspergillus alliaceus is the source of this 1693-nucleotide messenger RNA. RefSeq names its product cation efflux family protein family. The transcript is spliced from 2 exons. Gene Ontology annotation, biological process: transmembrane transport; intracellular zinc ion homeostasis; zinc ion transport. Gene Ontology annotation, molecular function: zinc ion transmembrane transporter activity. The coding region runs from base 98 to 1489 and encodes 463 amino acids. The record is from RefSeq and is a predicted model, not a curated record. Gene Ontology annotation, cellular component: membrane; Golgi apparatus. Lineage: Eukaryota; Fungi; Ascomycota; Eurotiomycetes; Eurotiales; Aspergillaceae.
GUUGAUUAUCCUUCCCCAUCCCUUCCUUAUACUACGGUGUAACCGUUCCUCUCCUGAAAAUAUCUUUGGUUCGGCGCAGGCGCUAUUGCCUGGUUAGAUGCAAAUGGCAUCAAAUCUCCCCAUUCCUCUUCCUCCGCGCACUCCUACUCCACCCCCCGACGAUCCUCCAAGCGCUCCCGACAACUCCUCCCACCUUGGCACGCAAGACAAAGAUUCCUUAUCACCAUUGGUAGAGAGUUUCCCCCCACCAAGGAGCCCCUUGAAUGCCGAAGACCCAACUCGCUUGAGCCCUACACGGGCAUCCUUCAUGCUCAGUCCUUCGGACAAUGUGCCGCAGCAUAGCCAGGGCGACAAUGGCUCAGCUGGCCCAUUCAAUUUCAAGACAACCACCAUGGCAAAGAGCCCCGUGGUAAAGUCUAACAUUGGCCAACGACGUGGACACAAAUACAAACACAGUAGUAUAUCACACCAAAUAUUCCUCGAGCCUCCGCCAAGAGCACCGCUGGCCUUGCCUAAUUCGCUGCCCAUGCCGACUUUUAAAGAAUGUCGCGGGAGCAUGUCGAAAGAUCAGAAAACACGUUUCUGGUGGAGUGUAUGCCAUAUGUUUGUUGCCGCAUAUACCCUUUGGAGCGCGCAUGGGUCCCUGGCCAUGACAGCUUUAUCCCAUCUCAUACUGUUCGAUUCACUUGGGGCAUUGCUCUGUGUAGCUGUGGAUGUGUUAAGCAACUUCGAGGUAUGGAAGAGAUCCAGCGUUCGACAUCCGUUUGGGUUGGAACGGGCGGAAGUGCUUGCUGGUUUCGCAAUGUGUGUACUUCUGCUGUUUAUGGGAAUGGAUCUUAUCUCCCAUAACCUGCAACACUUCCUCGAGUCAUCGGGUCACGAACCCCAUCACUCCCAUCCCCACGAGCGCGUGUCUGUAGGCAGCGUAGACGUCACUGCUCUACUUGCCAUCUCAUCCACUCUGAUCUCUGCGAUUGGACUGAGGAAUCAUGGGCGAAUUGGAAAGGCAAUGCGGUUCGGAUACAUCGAAUCCCUGCCCUCAGUUCUCAGCAACCCGUCCCAUUUCCUCACGCUUUCUUGCUCCACCCUUCUCCUCCUGCUUCCACUGGUAUCCGUGCGUCUCUACAACUGGCUGGAUGUUCUCCUAUCCAGCACUAUCGCUAUCUCCAUGUGCGUCAUCGGAGUACGCCUGGUCAAGACAUUAGGUUCGAUGCUUCUCAUGUCUUAUUCCGGCCCGGGGGUAACAGACGUUGUCCGGGAUAUAGAAGCCGACCCGUGUGUUUUCGGCAUCGACGACGCCCGAUUCUGGCAGGUUCAUUACGGACUGUGCAUGGCGAACUUGAAGCUGCGCGUCUCAGGCUCCGAAGAAAAUCUCAUCCGACUUCGCGAGCGUAUCUCCAGCCUGAUAAGGAACCGGUUGGGUGGCGGGUAUGGAUCUGGCGGCCAAAGAUGGGAAGUGUCCUUGCAAUUUACGAUAGAGAAGUCAUGAUAGCACGAUAAGGCCAUGAUGAGGGAAUUGUUUAUUGAAAUGUUGUGCUUACCUGUAAAUUAAUGGAACCCGUAUUUAUUGGCUCACUAUGUGUAGAUCUGGCUACCGUAUACUUGAUUUUGAAUCUGUGGUUACUUCACUGUCUGCUAUUAGAUAUUUGGGGUGCUCUUAGAUCGCGGGACGCUGUUAGCGAAGCUGCUGAAU